UGGCAGCUGGACUUCUGCAGCCGCCCCAUGAAGGACGAGCGCGGGAAGAAGAUGUGGGAGCUCCUCAUCUGCGACGAGACUCGAUCGUUCGAGCACUCCGAGUUCUUCCCGAACAACCGGAUCAACUCCGUGGAGCUCGCCAAAGCCAUCGACCGCGUCUUCGUCGCCCGCGGCGAACGACCGAGGCGGUUCAAGUUCUUCCGCUCGCAGAUGCAGACCAUCAUCACGCGCGCCUGCGGCGAGGUGGGCGUCAACCCGCUGCCCUCGCGACGAUGCCAGACCAUGUCCAGGUGGCUCGACGAGAGGCUGGAGACGGUGUACAAGACGCACCCCGGGUACGAUGGAUCAGCGGCGCCGAACAUGGGCUUCGAGGGCGGCGGCGGCCCGAGACCCCUGCCGGACGCGCUCAGGGGCGAGUCGUGGGCGUUCGUGGCGCUUCCCCUCGUCGGCGUCAGGGAGGAGGCUGAGCAGGUUCGCGCCAACAGGGUGUUCGGCGACUUGCUGGAGAUCGACCCGACGCUGGAGGAUGACACGCUCAUCCCGGGGAUCGCGGUGUACACGCGUCGCGCCGCCGCGCUGGCGGGGUGGACCAAGGGCCUGGAGCUCGGCGGUAUCAGCGUGGACUUCGACAUGGGCACGCUGCUGCUGGACACGGGGGUGAGCGACAGCUGGCAGUACGCCCGGUUCCGCCAGACGAAGGAGCUGAUGAAGGAGGCGAGGGAGUGGGAGGAGGUGAAGGCGGCGGUGAACGGCCUUCACUUCCUGGCGAUCCAGACGGACGAGGACGCGGAGACCACGGACGGGUUCUGGAUCCUGCAGGAC
Micromonas commoda is the source of this 822-nucleotide messenger RNA. RefSeq lists its product with no specific name. The annotation marks the transcript as partial. NCBI's taxonomy places the organism in Eukaryota, Viridiplantae, Chlorophyta, Mamiellophyceae, Mamiellales, Mamiellaceae. The transcript has a single exon. The record is from RefSeq and is a predicted model, not a curated record. Gene Ontology annotation, molecular function: RNA binding.